Molecule: messenger RNA, 613 nt
Organism: Monodelphis domestica (gray short-tailed opossum)
Lineage: Eukaryota; Metazoa; Chordata; Mammalia; Didelphimorphia; Didelphidae
Gene: ADIRF
Product: adipogenesis regulatory factor
Biological process (GO): positive regulation of fat cell differentiation
Cellular component (GO): nucleus
Source: RefSeq, a predicted model, not a curated record
UGGGAACCUUGGCAAGCUGUGCCACCUGCCCCACCCUUUCCCCACUCCCUGUGGGCGUGGGCUGGCCCUUUCACUACAUAAAGGCGUCCACAGCUGCAGCAGCUGUAUUGAGAGGAAGCUUGGAAGCAUCUCAUCAGAUACAUUCCUCCCAAGGAUCCAGACCCCAGCUCCACCCAGUCUUGCCCACUGCAGCCCAAUCAGCCAGCCCCUUCAAGAUGGCCAGCAAGGGCUUCCAGGACCUGAAGAAACAGGCAGAGGAAACUGCCCAGGAAGCGGCAAACACAGCAACAGAGACUGCCCAAAAGGCUGUAAACCAGGCCACAGAGGCUGGACAGAAAGCUGUGGACCACUUGAUCAAGACCACCCAGGAGGGCAUCGACAAAACAACCAAUCAGGCUGCAGAAGCCAUUUCAAGCUUUGGGAAAAAAUACGGGCUUCAGAAAUGAUGGUCUAUGGAAAGAAGAAAAGGAAUAACCCCCCUCUCUCCUCAAGCCCCAAUCCUCACCUCUUCAUCAGGCUAGGCCAUGGCCAGGGCUGCCAUUUUGAAAGGUCCCAUGGAGUCUGAUCUCUUAUUAAAUGAAUUCCUUUCAUGUGGAGGGAAUGGAAACCCCAA